Molecule: messenger RNA, 3306 nt
Organism: Zophobas morio
Lineage: Eukaryota; Metazoa; Arthropoda; Insecta; Coleoptera; Tenebrionidae
Product: putative helicase MOV-10
Exons: 9
Coding region: 278-3262 (994 amino acids)
Biological process (GO): regulatory ncRNA-mediated post-transcriptional gene silencing
Cellular component (GO): cytosol; P granule
Molecular function (GO): 5'-3' RNA helicase activity; RNA binding
Source: RefSeq, a predicted model, not a curated record
UCUGUCAAUUUUUCGCGCGAGAUCAACCGAAAUUUCAAAUAAUUUUCCAGCUUGGGAAUUUUCGAAAAAUGUAAGCAUCACCUAUCGGAGGAAAUUGUAAGUAAGGUUGGCGCCAUGUUCAAUCACUAAGAGCCCCCACUCUGCGAAAAAAAUUACAAGCGAAAACUGGUAAAGUUGUGGUGUUCCAAAUUCUGUUUAUCUUCGCUUGAUAUGGAAAACUCGUGUUGACCGGUCGGUUCAAAAUUCAGAGAAGUGCCCAAAACUCGUUAUUCUCACCAUGAAGCACCCACAAGCGUGUGCGCAAAAAUUUGCUUUGUAUGUUUACAAAAACAACCACUUGGGGGAGAGUUUCGUAAUUACGAAAACGGAGGCACAGAAGCUGUAUGAAGCCUUCAAAAUGGAGCACAGGACGCAAGUCGGGUUCCGGACGGUGUUGAACUACAGUAAGGGGUUCCUCACGCGGGUGGAACGAGACACUGUGUUAGUAUACAAUGAAAGAAAGCUGCUUCGAUUGAAAGAAAAUGAAGCCAACAUUGAUAUGGCUUUCAACACCAGCGAUUCCGCUCAAAUGAAUAAUUCCAGCGGCUACGCGAGCGUUAGUCCCGAAAAGUACGACGUGUUUUCAGAAAAAGUGUGCAACUUCUGUGGAAUCAAGUUCUUGAAGCAAGAAGACUUUGAGACGCAUUUAAGCGAGAAAGAGCACGUUUUUCUAUGUGAUCUGGAUAGAGCUUUCAAAAUCGCCAGAAUCAUCCCUUCCCCUCUCGAAUUCACCAUCAACGGCUCCCCAGACCUCAAAAGCAUAAUCAUGCGCAAAAACAUCCCCAAAACUUUUUUUCUAAGAGUCAGGAACUCCUCCCCCAAAACUGUCGCCAUAUUGUCGAUUCAAACCCACCCGAAAAUAACCGAAGUCGGGUUCAAACCGGUCUGUCCGAGCAAGAUUCUUCCGUCGAGCACGGUCACGUGGGAACUGACAGUCCUGGUCCAAAACGAGAUACUUUCUUACCCAAUUUUAGUCAAAAUCGAGAACAAGGAAAUUUUAAAUGUCGCCGUCCAACUGGUUUUCCACGCACAUGAUGAAUUCUUCGACGAUUUACACCCAGUGGCGCCCUUCCAACGCUUCGAGAAAUUCAUCGACGACGAUCUUGACAAUGUUGAAAAUGGGGAAUUUCCUCCGUGGCCACCGACGAAAGCCAGUUUGAUGAAGCAGUACCACAUUCCGUCGGACUUGGCGGCGAUUUUGAACGCCAAUUUUACAACUAAUCAGGCGAUGUCGACCAAACAACAAGCGGAACUAGAAAACAUAAAGGGGUUAAUCGACAAUGACAACAAACAAGCGUCGUUACAAGUCCAGAAAAACUACACCAAACUCUUGAAGGUACUACUGCACAUGGAAGAGCACCAAAUGUCCAAAGACAUGCGCGGGUACGACCGGAACGAGCAAACCCUGAAAAAGCGCGGGCACUUCGUCGAGCUCGAGGUACCCGACUUAGCCGAGCGCCGUCCGUCCAUCCUCGUCUCCGACGUGGUCCGCGUGAAAGACCCCAACCACAACAAAGUACUCUACAACGGGGUCAUCCAACAAGUCAAGGAGUCAAGCGUGGUGCUGCGAUUCUCGCGAAAGUUCAUGGAUAGAGUCUUCGCCCCUCACAUCAAAUUCCACGUGGGGUUCACCUUCAACCGAUUUUGUUUACGGGCACAGCAUCAAGCCAUCGAGUUGACAAACUCUGACAAUAUUGCCCACUUUUUUUUCCCGAAGGUGAUCCCGAACACCGUCUGUCCACGAAUCGAGUUAGCUUGGUUUAAUAAAGAUGUAGGGAACAACCCAGAGCAGCAGCAGGCGGUUCGUGCAAUUUUACAAAAGUCGGCCAUGCCGGCGCCAUAUUUGGUUUUCGGGCCACCGGGUACUGGUAAAACGAUGACCUUAGUGGAGUCGGUUAAGCAAAUUUAUCAACGAACUAAUGAAAAGGUACUGGUGUGUACCCCGUCUAAUAGUGCCGCGAAUGAGUUGACGAAACGCUUGACCGAUACAGUACCAGCUGGUGAUCUAUUCAGAUACGUAGCUAUAAGUUUUUCGGACCACAUGCCUCAAGAAUUAAUACGUUAUAGCAACUUCCAACGUGGUACUUUUUAUCAUCCGGUGAUGGACGAAAUCGUGCGGUACCGCAUUGUUAUUACCACGUUGAUUACCGCAGUCAAGCUUGUGAAUAAAAACUGUCCCAAGAACCACUUCACGUACGUGUUUAUAGAUGAAGCGGGACAAGCUACCGAGAGCGAGACUUUAGUACCAAUCGCUCGGAUUUUGUCCCGGAAGGAAAAAACUGGGUGUAUUUUCGGACAGAUUGUGCUAGCUGGUGAUCCCAGACAAUUGGGACCGGUUAUACACUCCACGUUAGCUAAAGAGUGUGGUUUGGGUACUUCCAUGUUGGAACGACUCAUCGACACGUGUCCGCAGUACCAGAAAAACCAAUCAGGGAAAUAUAAUCCGUGCGCUUUAACCAAACUCCUCAAGAAUUACCGCUCCCACCCCGUCAUUCUCAACCAACCCAAUGAGCUCUUCUACGAAAACGAACUCCAAAUAGCCGGUGAUAACCUCAUCAACGCUUGUGUUAACUGGGAGGUACUACCAAACAAAGACUUCCCUCUCAUCUUCCAUAGCGUGAUCGGCGAAGACCAAAGAGAGCAAAACUCCCCCAGUUUUUUCAACAUCCAAGAAAUUCAAGUCAUCGUUGACUAUUUAGAUAAGCUAGUCGGGUGUAGAAUGCAAGGGGUUACCGUGCGACAACAAGACAUCAUGGUGGUGUCACCCUACAAAAAACAAGUAGACAAACUCAAACAAGCGUGUAAAAAAAAGGGAUACGAAGGUUUGUUCGUUGGAUCUGUGGAACAGGUCCAAGGACAAGAGCGCUUGGUUGUUAUAGUGUCCACGGUUAGAUCCAAAACGCAACUACUCGGGUACGACUUGAAGUACCAUCUGGGUUUUUUGAACAACCCGAAACGCUUCAACGUGGCGAUUACCCGGGCCAAAGCACUUUUAAUAGUGGUAGGAAACCCGAAGGUACUACAACUCGACAAGUACUGGGGGAGUCUGAUCGAGUACUGUCGCAACAACGGUGCAAUAGUGGGUGAGAAGAUGGAACCUGAAAGCGACGAAACGUUGAGCGAUGCACAGAAUAUGUCGCUUCUGGGUGAGUCCAAGUCGGGUUUAAACGAAUCUGACUGGGUUGUAGAAGAAACGAGCACCGAAGAGCCAAGUUCUAUCUAAUUUUAUAUUAAUUUUUCUUUACUUUAUUAUAAAAUUUUAUAAAC